AUUCUCCAGGCCCUCCCCUCCUCCUCAAAAGCCUUCGUCUCCGCAAGGCACGCCCCUCCCCACCAGGCUGAUCCCCACCAGCGACCAUGGACCACAUACAUCCCGACAAUAUUCCCCUCAACCAUUUCCUUGCCCUCCCGCGUCCAGACCAUGGCUUGGCUGCGGCCGGCACACCUGACACUUCGACCCUCGCCGCGCACGACUUCGAUGUCGACACGCGUACUGGCUUCAUGCCCCCGCGUCCUUUGUCUCGACUGCCCCAAGAGUGGGCGUCAUGGGAGACUGCAUUAGACGAAGCACGCUCGAGCAGGCUUCAACUCGCUGACAAACCAGACCUCUCACCGGAGGACGCGGAACGAUCUGAACGUUGGCGGGACCGCGUCAGACAACUCCCGAUCCUCUCUACUGACCACCUGAAGCGCUCCGAAGUACUCCUUCGCCGGGCGCACCAUGUCCUUUCAUGGAUUAUGCACUUUUAUGUACAUUCGCUGCCCAUAUCCGUCAGCGAAAUCUGCAUCCCCCCUCCCGUCACUGUCCCCCUCCUCCAGGUAUCUGCACAGCUCCAGCUGCCGCCCGUCCUCACUUACUCAGACGAUGUCAUCAACAACUGGGAGUACAUCACGCCUCCCACCUCCGAGUUCCCCCCGCGUCCGCCCGCGCUCGAUAACCUCCGCUGCCAGACGCUCUUCACGGAGACGCGCGACGAAGAGGAGUUCUACCUCGCGUCCGCCCGGAUUGAGCUCCGGGGCGUCGAGGCGCUCACCCUCAUGCGGGCCAUGAUGGACGAGGCCUUCCUCGGUGACGCGACCGCCCUCCGGCGCAUCACCACCUACCUACACACACUCGCAGGCGUCAUCCGCGAGCUCACGAGCAUCCUCGCGGACGUGCGCAAGGGCUGCGACCCCGACGUGUUCUACAACGAGAUCCGGCCCUGGUUCCGCGGCGCGGACUCGUCCGACGGCAAGCGGAAGUGGGUCUUCCAGGGCAUCGAGCUCGACCCGACCCUCCGCGAGCCCACGGAGCUCUCGGGCCCGAGCGCCGGCCAGAGCUCGCUCAUCCACGCACUCGACGUAUUCCUCGGCGUCGACCAGUACUCGCACUCCAACUUCAUGUCGAACAAGCCCGUGCCGAUGGCGCGCGCGCAGACGGCCCCGGCGGUCCUGCCCGCGCCAGGGACGAGCGGUCCGGCGACGGCGACGUUCAGCUCCGCACCCGGCUCGUCGUCAGUGCCCUUCCUGACCCGCAUGCAGUCGUACAUGCCCCGGCACCACCGGGCGUUCCUCCGACACCUCUCCUCGAACCCACGCCCGAUCCGGACGCUCGUGGAGACGUCGGGCGAGAAGAAUCUGCUCGAGGCGUACAACGUCGCUGUCUCCGCGCUCAAGGUCUUCCGCGACGAGCACGUGAAGAUCGUCGCGUUGUACAUACUCGUUCCGAGCAAGAAGGCGCGUGAGGCCGCGGGGAAGUCUAAGGAAGACAGUGCUGCGAAGGGCACGGGCGGCACAGACGCGUUCCAGUUUGUGAAGGGCGUGCGGGACCAGACUGCAGGGGCUCUGCUCAAGUCUGGAGAGUAGUUUGCAGAGCAUUUGGUAUGGUACCUACUACCGAUGCUUUAAUCUGCGAUUAUCUUGUUGUAUCAUCAUCCUGAUAAUAUUCGGGCUGU
Rhodofomes roseus is the source of this 1663-nucleotide messenger RNA. RefSeq names its product tryptophan 2,3-dioxygenase. Gene Ontology annotation, biological process: 'de novo' NAD+ biosynthetic process from L-tryptophan. Lineage: Eukaryota; Fungi; Basidiomycota; Agaricomycetes; Polyporales; Fomitopsidaceae. The transcript has 2 exons. The coding region runs from base 87 to 1574 and encodes 495 amino acids. The record is from RefSeq and is a predicted model, not a curated record. Gene Ontology annotation, molecular function: metal ion binding; heme binding; indoleamine 2,3-dioxygenase activity. Gene Ontology annotation, cellular component: cytoplasm.